AUGUACACCGCCCACCUACUCGUCGUCUGUCAUGGGUCAGUCUCCUUCUGCUCCAGUGAUCCCGUUUCUCAAUCGCGAGUCGAAUCGGACGACGACCACCUUUCGGCCAGCGCUGACGACGACAACGGCACUCGAGUCGAUCGACCCCUGAUACGACAGGUUCCGAACAAUAUUGAGACCACAUCACUUAAAUUAUUUCUAAUGGACUGCACAGACUCUGGGGACAGACCUCCCACAUCGCUUACAUUUGCCGCUCGGCGUCGGAACACGUCAAGGCGCUCGAAAGCGCCGUCGGUUCAACUUCGGCUCGGUCUUCCUCCAAGUCGUUCGAGUCGACCUCAUCUACGCAGCAGUCCGACGAGGUCAAGUUGGUCGUACUCGUGAGUCGAAUAUUCCUCAAGACCGCCUUCAUUGCCAUGAUCAAUCCCGCUGACGGUGUCUCUCCUCGCUGCCACAAAUGCAGCCUGCCAAACUUAACGAGUGGACAAACACUUACGACGGCAUCGACAUUUGCGCCGAGCGCGUCGUCCGGGAGAUUGAUCAAGGUGUGCACCAUUCUCAAUCCGAAUAUUUUCAGGAGCUCCCGAUUCUGACACAUUCGGUUUGGGGUCUGACUCAAAAAGAAUGCGAAAGGAUCGCUCAAGAUGGAGGACAGGUCAAACGGUUUUCGAUUGUAGGGUCAGUCAAAGUCUCGUCGACUUUGGGUCAUCCUCUGUCCACCUAAGACCAUUAAAUUGGCUCUCGAAUGCUCUGACCAUCAGAUACUCCCUCGGUGGACUUGUGGCUCGAUACGUACUUGGCCUGCUCGAGAGUCGCUCGCCGUCCUUCUUUGACGAUGUCAAACCCGUUAACUUUACGGCGUUCGCUUCCCCCUGGAUCGGCAUGUAAGCCAGUAUAUCUGCCGGUGAGGGGUCCAAGGUGCUCAAGUGGCUAAAUACACGCAUUGCUUUCUCACAGCCCUCGAUACGAGUCUGUCUGGUCGAACGUGUUCCGGUUCCUAGGCGCUCGUCUCCUUUCACGCUCCGGCGCUCAGCUCUACCUCACCGAUCGCUACUUGCCCUCCUCGCUCGUUGAAGGCAAUCAGCAAGAUGCGACGAAACGCAAAUCGAGUUCUCUCCGACUCUUCAAAACGAAAGAAAAGGCGGAGCCUUUGCUCUCGGUCAUGGUUAGUAGACAGUGCGGCGACCCAUUCCGCUAUGCGAGUCUGAUUGGUCCCCCCUCGGUAGGCGGACCCGCGCUACAGCUUUUACAAAGCAUUGAGCAAAUUCGAACGGUGCGAUCUUUAUGCUGUAGGCAAAUUUGAUCGAAUUUUCAUCGUUGCGGCUGCAGCUCAUGGCUCUGGACAUUAAUCCCACAGAAUACCGUCAACGAUCGCACUGUGCCGUACCCAACCGGGGCCAUGGAGACGCACGACCCGUUCUCAUUGGCGCGUGCCAAGGCCCAAAAGGUUGCCCAAGAGCGAGACAACGAUGACGAUGCCCAAAUCGACAUUCGUGAUGGAGGACUCGAAAUAGAGCUGGAAAAUGAUGCUGCCAUCAUCGUUUCUUACCGACCCAUCGAUGCACCUGUACAACCUCCGGUGGAGUCGAAACCCAAGCGACGCUUUCGUUUCCGCUUGCCCUUGCUCCUCAGACCCACGACUUAUCCCUUCUCUCGGCCGGUGUCUCUCAUCCUCAUCGUCUUCAUCCCAAUAACGCUCCCUGCCACCGUGCUUUUCCUCCUUGGUCGGUUCGUGCUGGCGUCUGGCCAAUCUCGGCGACGGAUCCUCAGCGAGCGCAAAGAGAUGGGAGGUGGACGAGAAGGCAUGCUGGCGCGGGUGGGCGUUGGCUUGGCCGAAGUGGCCGAGAGCGUCAGAGCGGACAAUCCCGAGUAUGCGGCCGGACUGCGAGAAGAUCUCUCUGGUCGGCUGUCGGAACGUAGCAAUGGGCAUGCGGGCAAGGCGGUGGCGUCGGCGUCGGCGUCGGCGGCGUAUGAGUCCGACAAUGAUGACCAAACGGGCUUUCCUGCCACUCUCAAGUUCCUCGGAUCCUACGAUGGUGUUGGCACCCCACCGUUUGUUCGCUCAAUGUCCCCACCUACAACUGCCUCCUCCGCUCAAGAACGCGUUCCGACGGACCCGAUCCUCACGGCCGGGCAACUCGAUAUGCUCAAGCACCUCAAUGCGCUCCCGCAACUGAAGAAGCACCUCGUCUUCCUCCCCGAGAGUCGCAACAGCCAUGGCGCGAUCAUCGCCCGAGAUCUCAGGUUCGCGCAGCACAAGCCCGGAACGAAGAUUAUCGAUUCGUGGGCAAAGAACUUUGUGCUCUGA
This is a messenger RNA of Microbotryum saponariae, 2308 nucleotides long. The record is from the annotation of a GenBank genome assembly. NCBI's taxonomy places the organism in Eukaryota, Fungi, Basidiomycota, Microbotryomycetes, Microbotryales, Microbotryaceae.